UGACUGGGUGCAGGCAGCGACCUGUCUCUUUAAGUUGGAGUCAAAGCCGAUUAUUGCUGAUCUCCGUGGUGACUCUGCGUCUCCGCGCUGCAGGACGCGCGUCUCCGCGGCGUGAAGUCCAGCACCGAGUCCGGAGCUGUGAUGCCUCGGGUCACAGUGUGAGGAGCUGAAGCACCGACACAGACAAGAGAAGAGGAGAGAGAUGCAGAAGGGCGUGCGCUACAACGAGGGCCACGCGCUCUACCUGUCCGUGGCCGCGCGCAAAGACGGCUCCAAACGCGGGUUCCUCAGCAAGAAGAGCCCGGAGAACAGCCGCUGGGCAGAGAGGUUCUUCGCUCUCUACCAGAACGUGCUCUUCUACUUCGACAACGACCAGAGCUCGAGGCCCUCGGGGAUCUACCUGCUGGAGGGCUGCACCUGCGAGAGGUCACCUGCGCCGAAGGUGUCCGCCGGCAGCAGGGAGGAGAAGCAGCAGCACUACUUCCUGGUGAUUUUUGGCCACGAUGGACAGAAACCGUUGGAGCUGCGGACGGAGGAAGAGUCGGACUGCAACGAGUGGGUGGAGUGCAUCCAGCAGGCCAGUUACUCUGACAUCAUCAUCGAGCGUGAGAUCCUCAUGCAGAAGUACAUCCACCUGGUCCAGAUCAUGGAGACGGAGAAGAUCGCAGCCAAUCAGCUCCGCACCCAGCUGGAGGACCAGGACACCGAGAUCGAGAGGCUCAAAGCCGAGAUUAUCGUUGUGAACAAAACCAAGGAGAGGAUGCUUCCUUACCAGAACAACCAGGAGGAGGAAGACCCCGAUAUUAAAAAGAUCAAAAAGGUUCAGAGCUUCAUGCGCGGCUGGCUCUGCCGGAGGAAAUGGAAGAUCAUCGUCCAAGACUACAUCAGCUCGCCGCACGCCGAGAGCAUGAGGAAGAGGAACCAGAUCGUCUUCAACAUGGUGGAGGCGGAGACGGAGUACGUCCACCAGCUCUCCAUCCUGGUCAACUGCUUCCUGCGGCCGCUCCGCAUGGCGGCCAGCUCCAAGAAGCCUCCCAUCAGCCACGACGACGUCAGCACCAUAUUCCUCAACAGUGAGACCAUUAUGUUUCUUCACGAGAUCUUCCAUCAGGGUCUCCAAGCUCGGAUCGCCAACUGGCCCACGUUAGUUCUGGCCGACCUGUUCGACAUCCUGCUGCCGAUGCUGAACAUCUACCAGGAGUUCGUUCGGAACCAUCAGUACAGUCUGCAGGUUCUGGCAAACUGUAAGCAGAACCGAGACUUUGACAAACUGCUGAAACAGUACGAGUCCAACGCCGCCUGUGAGGGACGGAUGCUGGAGACGUUCCUCACAUAUCCCAUGUUCCAGAUUCCUCGAUACAUCAUCACUCUUCACGAGCUGCUGGCUCACACUCCUCAUGAACAUGUGGAGCGCAAAAGUCUGGAGUUCGCCAAAUCCAAACUGGAGGAGCUGUCGAAGAUGAUGCAUGAUGAGGUGAGCGACACGGAGAACAUCAGGAAGAAUCUGGCCAUAGAGAGGAUGAUCGUAGAGGGAUGUGACAUCCUGUUGGACACCAGUCAGACCUUCGUCAGACAAGGCUCCCUCAUCCAGCUGCCGUCCAGCAGUGAGCGUGGGAUGCUCAGUAAGGUCCGUCUGGGUUCACUCUCUCUGAGGAAGGAAGGAGAGCGCCAGUGUUUCCUGUUCACCAAGCACUUCCUCAUCUGCACACGAACAUCUGGAGGGAAGCUCCACCUGCUGAAGCAAGGCGGCACGUUGUCUCUGAUAGAGUGCACUCUCAUCGAAGAACUAGACGCCAACGAUGAGGACUACAACGCAGCAGGUCAAGGCUUCAACCACCUGGAGUUCAAGGUCGUGGUGGAGCCUCCGGACGGUCAGCCCUUCUCUGUCGUCCUAUUGGCUCCCUCUCGCCAGGAAAAGGCUGCCUGGACCAGCGAUAUCAGCCAGUGCAUUGAUAAUAUCCGAUGUAACGGCCUGAUGACCAGCGUGUUUGAGGAGAACUCCAAAGUUUCUGUGCCGCACAUGAUCAAAUCUGACGCCCGACUGCACAAAGACGACGUCGACAUUUGCUUCAGCAAAACGUUAAACUCCUGUAAGGUCCCUCAGAUCCGGUACGCCAGCGUGGAGCGGCUUCUGGAGCGGCUGACGGAUCUGCGGUUCCUCUCCAUCGACUUCCUGAACACCUUCCUGCACACCUACAGGAUCUUCACCACCGCCGCCGUCGUCAUCGACAAGCUGGCCGACAUCUACAAGAAGCCGUUCACCUCCAUACCUGUGAGGAUCGAGCAGCAUUCAUGUGACCGUCUGUCCAUCAUGUCCCUCUGUCCUGACUACAGUCUGAAGAUCACUCAGCUUGCUCUGGAUCAGUCCAAGUCUCUGGAGCUCUUCUUCGCCACCAACCAGGGUUCAUGGGGUACGGAUCCGUUAAACAAUAAAUCCCCGAGGCUUUGCCGCAAGUUCUCCUCCCCCUCCUCUCAUCAUCCCCUCCCGCACCUCCUCCCCGUCCACUGCCGCAAGCUCUCCCUCAACUCCCCCAUCGGAGGUAAAGCCGGAGCCCUGGACCUCUCCACCACGCCGACCUCCUCCGCGGCCAGCUCCCCCACCUCCACCCACAGCCCCUCCAUCUGCUCCCCUCCUCCCACCUCCACCAGGCCCUUCUCCUCUGGUUUCUCCUCGCCGCCGCCCACCGGCCCUCGCUCCCCCAUCCUCCCCCAGGCCUCCGGGUUGUCCCCCCCGUCGCCGACCCCCGUCUCCACCAAGGCCGCACUGGACCUCAGCCGUGGCCCCGCCUCCCCUGAGCUGAGCCCAUCUGUAGGGGAGGACGUGAGCGGGGAGCUUCCUCGCAUCGACGCCUUCUGUGGGAAGCUGAGGCGCAGCAUCCGCAGAGCUGUCCUGGAGUCAGUUUCUCUGGAUAAGUUCUUCCCUGAAACACCAGUCGGCAGCGAGCCGGGCGACAUGUCUCCCUGCCGCUCUCCUUCAACGCCGAGGCAUCUCCGCUACAGACAGUCUGGAGUCUCUCCGGGGGAGAACUCUCGCUGCACGAUGUCUCCGGCCUCUGCGUUUGCCAUCGCCACCGCAGCCGCCGGUCACAGCAGCUCCCGAGUGAGUACAGCAACACGUGAGGGUUUUACUAAUUCUGACAAAGUCUGUGACAAAGAAUUCAUCAUCCGGCGAGCGGCGACCAACAGAGUUCUGAACGUGCUGCGACACUGGGUCUCCAAACACUCACAGGACUUUGACAUGAACAGCGAGCUGAAGAUGGGGGUGAUCUGUCUGUUGGAAGAAGUUCUACGAGAUCCAGACCUGCUGCCACAAGAGAGGAAAGCAACGUCCAACAUAUUAAGUGCCCUUUCUCAAGAAGAACAAGAUGAUGCUCAACUGAAGAUAGAAGACAUAUUACAGAUGAAAAGCUGUCCUCUACUUCACUUCAUUGUGGCGGAGAGCCCUAAAGCCGAGUGCUUUGAGUCUCUCUCAGCGAUGGAGCUGGCAGAACAGAUCACACUACUGGAUCACAUCGUGUUCAGGGGUAUUCCCUACGAGGAGUUCCUCGGUCAGGGCUGGAUGAAGGUCGACAAGUCGGAGAGGACUCCAUACAUCAUGAAGACCAGCCAGCACUUUAAUGACAUGAGUAACCUGGUGGCGUCUCAGAUCAUGACCCACACUGAUGUAGGCUCCAGGGCCAACUCCAUAGAAAAGUGGCUCGCGGUGGCCGACAUCUGCCGCUGCCUCAACAACUACAACGGCGUGCUGGAGAUCACCUCCGCCCUCAACCGCAGCGCCAUCUACAGGCUGAAGAAGACGUGGGCAAAAGUCUGCAAACAGACAAAGGCACUCAUGGACCGGCUGCAGAAGACGGUUUCAUCAGAAGGGAGGUUCAAGAAUCUCAGAGAGACGCUAAAAAACUGUAACCCUCCAUGUGUCCCAUACCUGGGCAUGUACCUCACCGACCUGGCUUUCAUUGAGGAGGGAACGCCAAACUUCACGGAGGAGGGCCUCGUUAACUUCUCCAAGAUGAGGAUGAUUUCUCAUAUUAUCCGGGAGAUCCGUCAGUUCCAGCAAGCACCUUACAGGAUAGAGCACCAACCCAAGGUGACUCAGUUCCUCCUGGACAAGACGCUAGUGAUGGAUGAAGAUACCCUCUACGAGCUCUCGUUAAAGAUCGAACCCCGAGUACCACCUGGCUAAUUAUAACUCAAUUUCAUACACAAACAUGAUGUAUAUAUUUUACAAUAUCAAUCAUGGACGCAACUUGAGAUUCUCUCUUAAUUAAUAAAGCAGGGGUUGUUUCAUGAAACACCACCAGUUAUUGUGCUUCGGAAACUCAGGAGAUAACGUGCCUUGUUGUAUAAAUAUAUCCAAUGUGUAUAUUUAGUAAUCAGAAUGAACUGCACAACAUACACAACUCUGCCGUGCUGUUGUACAGUUAUGACUGUAGAAAUGACCAUGUUAGUUACUAAACAUUGCACUAGAAAGUAACCAGAUGCUGCUACCACAUUGUAAAUACCAAACAAUAUGCCUCUGUAGUCUCUCACUUAAACAUUGUCAGGUCAAUUUUACAUUAUUAUUUACAGUAUGAUCAUUGCCGGAUUAACCCGCUUCGGGUCCCGGGGGCCCUAAAGGUUUGCUGUGUGGUAGUUUCCAAAUUAAUUCAGAAAUAUGCACCAAUGUAUAUGUAAUGCAUAGGCACGGGAUGGAAGUUGAUAAUUCAACUUUUUUGGGGGGGUAGCAAAACGAGCUUUAAACACAACGCUUAUAUUAUCAUCACAUGAAGAUGAUAUGGGGUUCUCAAAAAGUUGCCUGUUACACAUCCAGCAAACAAGGAACAUUGUAGUUAAUUUCCACCAACUCCAGCAGGAAAUAUCUGACUUUAGCUGCUAAAUGCUUCACUCUCUUAACAAGUUAUUCUCUAACUUUGGGUGUUUGCAACAUACAGUGGGUCUUUAAAACUUUUUCGCCGUAGACAUAAGUAUAUAAGAAGUGGACGUGGUCGUGUUGACGUCACCAGUUGGUUUGUGAACUGCCGCUUGGAAGCCUUGAGUUUUUCGAUUUCGCCGUCGCCAUCUUGGAUUAUGGCUGUCGCCGUGUUGUUUUUUUAUUACAACCAAUGAACUUUUCACAUUAUACAUAGUCAUUGGACCCAUUGUUAAUAUAAAAGUAUUGAGACCUGCAAAAAAAGAAUAUUCUUAUAAAAAUAAUUCUGCAGCAGGCAGUCAUUUUCAGCAAAAAAGCUCUGAUAAAUCUACUGCAUUUAGUCGCUAAAGAGGAUAUUUUCCCCUCAGGAGUUGGUGGGGACCAAAAACAGAGCUAAAAAAGAGAAAAUGUUGAACUUCAAUUCAACUCAAAUCUAUUCGUGGUCCCAGUGAUGGACAAUGUCAGCAAAUGUAUUCAGGGUUUUAAAACAAGAUGCCAACUGCCUUCAACACAGAAGAUCAAUUUGCAAAGUAUCUCAAAGCCCCCAAUUGUAAAAUUAAAUUUCCAAAAACCAGUUUCCACACAGUGAACCUCAAGCAGUUUGGGCCCCUAGAGGAUGUACGGGUCUGGGGAAACUUUCCAGCUUUUUCCCAGUUGGUUGUCCAGCCUUGUGUAUGAUAUCUUUGUGUAAAGACACAAUGGGUUUCCUAAACAAAUGGAGAACAGUUCAAAUAUUUUAUCUACCUGAAUACUUACUCGUCCGUUUCUUGUUGACGUUGAUGCUCAAAGAAGCAUUUUUAUAUCUUUGCUCAUCUGUUAAUUCUAAAGGUUUAUGUUGUUGCAGUUGGUGUUGUAUUGUAUUUGCAUGUUACAGCAAAGUCUUUGUGGUUUACACACAUUCCAAAUCUGAAAAUAUGGUUUUAUUUACCUUGCUUGACAAUCAAAACGCGUUUCUGCAUAAGUGAUUUUGUACAUUUUUGAAUAAUCUUCAUUCUCUUUUUCAAGAGGAUCAGCCUAAAAGGUGUUAAACUAAGGUUAAAUUACUUUUAUUAUUAUUAUUAUUAUUAUUAUUAGUUCCUUGUCAAUGUGAUCUUUUAAUCAUAUUCAUAUUUAAACCUUGUUGACCGUGUUAGUAAAAUAGUUAUAUCUUUGCGCUAUUGAUUUGGAAAGAAUGUCAGUGAACUUGUUUAUAGCAUGAUGUCCCUUCUGUUUUUGAGAUUGCUUAAAUCCGUACAGUUGACUGUUAUUGAGUUUUAUUAGGCUUAUUCAUUUAUUUUGGCACAUUCCUGAAUCUUCAAAAAGCUUAAUUACAUUAGUAUAUAAAUCCCUUGCUUUUCUUACAUUUCUGUAUACUUUGUAAUUCCAGCUUUGCUGUUGUAUUUUUCCAUGCAUUUUUCUGUGUAAUGUACAGAUAUUUACACACAAUAAAA
Anoplopoma fimbria (sablefish) is the source of this 6339-nucleotide messenger RNA. It is a transcript of the gene rasgrf2a, whose product is annotated as Ras protein-specific guanine nucleotide-releasing factor 2a. Gene Ontology annotation, biological process: Ras protein signal transduction; positive regulation of GTPase activity. The record is from RefSeq and is a predicted model, not a curated record. Bases 203 to 4183 code for a protein of 1326 amino acids. Gene Ontology annotation, molecular function: protein binding; guanyl-nucleotide exchange factor activity. The transcript has 29 exons. Gene Ontology annotation, cellular component: plasma membrane. Lineage: Eukaryota; Metazoa; Chordata; Actinopteri; Perciformes; Anoplopomatidae.